Messenger RNA from Helianthus annuus (common sunflower), 1413 nucleotides. RefSeq lists its product as uncharacterized. The transcript has a single exon. The record is from RefSeq and is a predicted model, not a curated record. Bases 91 to 1011 code for a protein of 306 amino acids. NCBI's taxonomy places the organism in Eukaryota, Viridiplantae, Streptophyta, Magnoliopsida, Asterales, Asteraceae.
UUUCAUCUAUAAAUUUUCAUAAAAUUCUCUUCAUUCCUGUAAACCAAAUUCACACACACACAACUUCACAAUACAAAAUAUCUUCUGAAAAUGCCGAUUUUCGCUAGAACAAAACGAGUCACCGAUCCGCUAGACGAACGAGUCAAGGAUCGGAUCGUCGGACGUGAUCGGCGUGAACCGGCGUACGUUAGCAGCGGCAGCGAACACAGCGCACACGAUGACGAUUCUGAACUGCUUGAUUUUUUUCUCGAAGACGACGGCGAAACUUGCAACAAUAUUAAUAAUAAUAAUAAUCGUAACGCCGAUGAUGACGACGGUUAUCAAACGAACGAUAAUGAAACCGAUUCGGAUUCAGAAUGUGAGUCCGAUCGUACGGACGUGUUAAUCGAGAGCUUAAUUUCAGUUUUUAGAUCUCAAAACGUUGAUAGGUUCAGAAACGUGUUGUUAUCUAAUGUUUUGAAAGCUAUGGAGGUUUUCGAACGUUCUAGAUCUAACAAACAGAUGCUGAACAGAAACGUGAUGUUAUUUCUUCAAAAAAAUGGUUACAAUGCAGCGAUCUGCAAAACGAAGUGGCAGACCUGCGGCGGACUGACGUCAGGAAACUACGAGUUCAUCGACGUUGUUAGAUCUAAUUCCGGCGAUCGCUACUUCAUCGACGUUAACUUCGCCGGAGAGUUUGAUAUCGCGAGAGCAACGACGAACUUCCGCCGGAUUUUGAACCUGUUACCGGCGGUUUUCGUCGGAAAAAGUGAAGACCUGAAGCAGAUCGUGAAGUUGUUGAGUGACGCAACCAGACUUUCGCUGCGAAGUAGAGGAUUACUCCUCCCUCCGUGGAGGAAAAACCGGUUCAUGCAGAACAAGUGGUUUGGACCGUACCGGCGGACGGUUAAUUACACGCCGGCGAACGGUUCAACGGCGUCAAUGCAAACGGUGAAAUGUAGUUUGAUUGGAUUUAACGCUGUUAGUGGAUUUAACGGUGCGUUAUUUCCUGCGGCAACACGUACAAGAUAAAGUAAAAUAUUAUUCGGUAGCCACGUGUAUAUAUAAGAGAAAUAACUUUUCGUUUCGAUAAAGAGAGUUAAUUAUUGUGAUAGCAUUGCACGUUUUUGUUGGAGUGAAAUAGAGUCCACGUGGAUAUGACUGUUGCCGUUGAUUUAUGGUGUUGGUUUUCAACUGAAUCAACGGUUGAGAUGAAUGGCUUGGAUGUAUAAGGAAACGUAAGUGUACGUACGUAAUCAAUCAUACAUGCAUCUCCACCAAAUUUACCAGAUAUGUAUAUUUUAGAUGAUUAGAAAGAGAGAAAAAAUCAGUAAAGGUUUUUUAUAAGUCGAGCUCGAGCUUAACAUUUGAACUCGUUAAGAUAAAUUUGUUGGGUCGAGCUAUAUAUUUGUUUAAUGCUUGAAUGAUUCGUUU